Molecule: messenger RNA, 3116 nt
Organism: Paramecium octaurelia
Lineage: Eukaryota; Ciliophora; Oligohymenophorea; Peniculida; Parameciidae
Source: the annotation of a GenBank genome assembly
CAAUGAAUAGUUACUUCUAAAUAAAUGAAUAGAUUUCAUAGACAGAAAACAUUAUCUUACCAGAUGACACUCCCAUGAAGAAUAAACCAAACAUUAUUACAACAAUGAAGGCCACCUGGAUUACUUUUCUUCCAUAUGCUUUUAUUAAGUAAAUUACGUAACCUGCCAAUAUUUAUUUCAUUGUUAUUGGCAUAUUAUAGAUCAUUCCUGCCACUUCUUAUACAAAUGGUGUUCCAACUAUUUAUGGACCUUUGGCAAUGAUGAUGAGUAUAAGUAUUUUGAAAGAUGCCAUAGAAGAAUAUUCGAGGUUAGAACUCUAAUUAAAAUAGAUAUAAAUCUGAUCAAGAAGAGAACAAUCGUAAAUCACAUAAAUACUUUGAAAAUUAGUUUAUAGAAUGCAAUUGGAAGGAUAUCUAUUAAGCAGACAUUAUAUUGGUCAUGGAAAAUGAAAGUAUUCCAUGCGAUAUCUUGAUAUUGUCAUCUAGUUACUAAGGAGGUAUAGCAUAUGUGGAGACUAAGUAAAUUGAUGGUGAGACAAAUUUAAAAUAAAAAUAUUCAAUCUAUGAUUUAUAAUAAAGAUACCAUAUAGAUAAUGCAAUAAACUUUGUAUUUAUAUAGUAAUUAAUCACAAGGAGAAAAAUAACAAUGUAAAGUUUGUAUACGAUUAGAAGAACCCAAUACUGUAUAAACUAUCAGGAACCUAUCAAAUUAGUAAUUCUUAAGUGGAUUCAUUAAAUUAUGGUAACUUUAUUGAAAGAGGUUGCAUGCUCAAAAAUACAGAGUGGAUAAUAGGCUUGUGUAUUUACAGUGGCAUGAACUGUAAAAUUAUGUUGAAUUGCUCUCAAGAAAGGACGAAGAGAAGUAGAUUAGAAUAGUAUAUGAGAAUCUGUAUCAUUUCUAUAUCAAUCAGUUUGGUAUUGUUUUGUCUGAUGUCCUCUAUUUAUGAAUUCAUAUGGACAAACAAUCAUCUUAAUUAUACCUAUUUGGGACUAAUAAGAGAUGACGUAUUCAUUGAUUUUGGAUUAUGGUUUUCAUUGCUUUCAUACUUCAUACCAAUAUCUCUGGUAGUAAAUGUGGAAUUAGUCAAGUUUGGUUAAGCGAAGAUGUUGGAGUCAGACAAAGUAAUGCCAAAUUCAAAAUCACAUCAAUCUAAUUUGAUUGAAUAAUUAGGAGAAAUCAAUAUAGUUUUCACUGAUAAAACAGGUACAUUAACUAAAAAUUCUAUGCAAUUUAGAGAACUAUUUGCUUAAAAUGAAAAAGAAGCCUUAUUGUGCAUGAGUUUAUGUCAUUCUGUUGUAAAAUCAAAAAAUAAAUUGAUAGGAUCUUCACCUGAUGAAUUAGCAAUAUUAGAAUAUUGUGAAUAAAGAGGGUAUAUAUUUUAAGGCAUCGAUAAUAAUAAUCAUCUUACCAUAAACAAAACUCAAUUCCAUAGAGUGAUGAAUUUUGAUUUUAGCAGUGAAAAAAAGAGAAUGACCAUUGUAGUCAAAACAGGAAAUGAAUAUGUGUUAUUUUGCAAAGGUGCAGAUGAAGUAUUACUUGAAUUAAUAGGAGAAUGCAAACAUUAACAGGUAAUUCAUCAAUUCGCAAUUCAAGGAUACAGAACAUUAAUGUUAGGCAGAAAGACAUUCACUUAAACUCAAAUGGACAUAUACUUGGCAGAGUAUCAUUCUUUAUUAAUUUUAUAGAUAUAAAAAGGCAUAAGAAGACAAAGAUGAAGAGAUGAUGAAUAAUUUACAAAAGAAACUUGAAUUGAAUUUGGAAUUUCUAGGAAUUACAGCUGUUGAAGACUUGUUAGCAGAUGAUGUAGGAUAAACUAUUUCAGAUUUAAAGUCAGCUGGAAUCAAAGUUUGGGUUCUUACUGGGGAUAAAGUUGAAACUGCUAUUUCAAUAGGAUAUUCAUGCAAUCUAAUUGACAGCAAGGAUAUGCUCUAAGUAGUUACUGAAAUUACAGUUGGAAGUAUUGAGGAGGUGUUUUUGCACUAUUGCAAUGAAUCAGCUAAUAUUGCAUUGGUACUUAGUGGAUAGGCAUUGACAGUAAUGUUGGAUAAUCCACAACUUAAAUCAAUGCUAAUCAAGAGAGCUUUCUAUGCUAAAGUAGUCAUAGUGGCUAGAGUGUCUCCAAAACAAAAACAAUAAGUUGUAGCUUUGGUUAAAGAGAAUCUCCCCAAGGCUUAUACUUUGGCUAUAGGAGAUGGAGCUAAUGAUGUUUCAAUGAUUAAUGAGGUAAUUUUGAUCAUUUAUCUCAAAGGCUCAUGUUGGUGUGGGAAUUUAAGGAGUCGAAGGAACCCAAGCUGCAAGGGCUGCUGACUUUGCAAUCCAAGAAUUCAAGCAUCUUAAGCGAUUAAUGUUUUAUUAUGGGGUUGAGUGUUCAAGAAGAAAUGCACUUACCAUUCUAUACAUUUUCUUUAAGAACUAGGUCUUCAUCACUCCCUACUUUUGGUUUGGAUUCCUCAAUGGUUUCAGUGGGUAAUACUUAUACGAUCAAUGGCUAUCUUCAUUGUUUAACACUGUUUUUGCUGCUCUCCCUUAGGUGCUCUAUGCUCUCUUUGAUGAAAUGCAUCCCUCUUCAGAAUAUUUACAAUGGAGUAAAACUUAGCAUAAUUUGCUGGAGGAUAAACCAGAUGUAUAUGUUUAAUUUAGAUAAUAACCAAUUUUUACAAUUAUUAAGUUCUGGCUCUGGGUUUUUAAUGGAAUGGUUCAAGGCUUGAUCAUAUUUCUAGUCUGCACAUUUUCGACAGAAAACUAAAACAUGGAUGAUGGUAUGACAAUGGAAUUUUUUGAAGAUGGAGUAUUUAUAUACGGAAUAGUCAUUAUUCUUGUUAACCUUAAGAUCUUCACUUUUACUUAUACUAAUUAUAACUUCACCAUAUUUUUCAUCGUACUAUCAAUUCUUGUUUAUUGGCUAAUAUUGAUUAUGGUGAAUGACCAUGAAUUGUCUCCAUCAUUUAACUUCUAUAGAUAUCUAGCCUCGUAUAUAUUUCAUUCUAUAUUCUAGACCACAACUAUAUUUAGCACUAGCUUUAACUUUUAUGCUAUUUUUAUUUGAUCUGGCAAUUGAGAGAUUUUAUGAUUUUUAAAUCUAUGUUCGAAAACCGGAAUCAAUAGAAUUAGUUUGA